Molecule: messenger RNA, 1788 nt
Organism: Capronia coronata CBS 617.96
Lineage: Eukaryota; Fungi; Ascomycota; Eurotiomycetes; Chaetothyriales; Herpotrichiellaceae
Exons: 1
Coding region: 1-1788 (595 amino acids)
Biological process (GO): nickel cation transmembrane transport
Cellular component (GO): plasma membrane
Molecular function (GO): nickel cation transmembrane transporter activity
Source: RefSeq, a predicted model, not a curated record
AUGGCAGAGCGGCCGUCUUCGAAAUGGCAGCAUCAGCUCCGUCUUCACCUCCAGUCUGACCGCCUCAAACGUCUCUGGGGCCGCACCUACGGCCAUCUAUCGCGGGUCCACGCACGGAUCCCGUAUCUGCGCAAAGUACCGUUAUCCGCGAUCCUGAUCAUCGCGCUGCUCAUCCUGGUCAACCUGGUAGUGUGGGCGAUCUGCGGGCUCAUCCUGGCGGGCGAGGCGGACACGCACCUCCUGACGACGGCGGCGCUGGCGUACACGCUGGGGCUCCGGCACGCGCUGGACGCGGACCACAUCUCUGCGAUCGACCUGAUGACACGGCGGCUGAUCGCGACCGGCCAGCGGCCCGUCACGGUCGGCACCUUCUUCAGCCUGGGCCAUAGCACGAUCGUGGUGGUGACGUCGAUCGUGGUCGCCGCCACGGCAGCCGGCAUCUCCAGCCGCUUCGACAGCUUCGGCACCGUCGGCGGCAUCAUCGGCACGUCCGUGUCCGCGGCGUUCCUGAUCCUGCUGGGCCUGAUGAACGCGUACAUUUUGUAUAAACUGGUCGUGCAGAUCCGCAAGAUCAUCCGCCUGCAGCCGCACCAGGAGGCCGCGGAGGCGUGGAAGAUCGAGGGCGGCGGAUGUCUGUUUCGUGCGCUAAAGAAGAUGUUUCGUCUGAUCGACCGGCCCUGGAAAAUGUAUCCCCUGGGCGUCAUGUUCGGGUUGGGCUUCGAUACCAGUUCCGAGAUCGCCCUGCUGGGAAUCAGUAGUAUCCAGGGUGCGAGUGGGACCAGUAUGUGGCUGAUUUUGAUUUUCCCCGUCUUGUUCACCGCCGGCAUGUGUCUGGUUGACACGACCGAUGGGGCGUUGAUGAUGAGUUUGUAUGUCGCGCCUAUGGGAUUGGGUGGGGGACGCGAUGAUGAUGAUGAUAAGAAAGAGGAUGGUGUUGACGAGGAGGGUAUUGAUCAGAGGCAGAUACAGCAUCGAGAUGAAGACGGUGAACAUGGCCAAGGCCAGGACAUGCAUCGUGACGAGGACCGACAAUUGUUCGACCGGUAUGACAACGACAACCAACAACAUUCCAACCAGACCAACCGCGAGCAAGGUCUCGCCGCUACUACUAACCCUGUUACCACUACUACCGAACCAUCAGUUCUCGACGAUAUCGAAGGACAGACUCAUUCCAUGCACUCGACGACACCUCCUGUCGCCACGGCUCCAGUCAAGGACCCAUUGACUUUCCUAUACUAUUCCAUCGUGCUGACGACCUUGACUGUGGCCUGCGCCAUCGUCAUCGGCGUCAUUCAACUCCUGACAUUGAUCCUCAACGUGGCCACCCCGACAGGCAGGUUCUGGGACGGCGUCGAGACCGCCGGCGACUACUACGAGGUCAUUGGCGGGUCGAUCUGCGCCAGCUUCCUCGUCUUCGGCGGUCUCAGUGUGUUGUGCUACAAGCCGUGGAGGAGAUGGGUCGACAAGGAAAGACAGAGGCUGAGAAUGACGGAAGAAGAGCGCGGCGGAAGCGAGUUGGAUGACGACCCGUGCCCUUACACACUCGCGAGCUCUGGGCCGGGUGUUUCUCGCUCUUCGAGAAGAAAACAUGAUGUGGAAGAUGAUGAUGACGACGAUGAUGAUGGUGAUGACAGGGACGGCGAUGUUGGCCCGCGCCAUGGAGAUGCAGAACUCAUUGACUUUGACGGGAAGUCGACCGUACAGAGAAUCAGCAUCAAGGCGUACGACGAUGUGGGUGAGAGUGGGACGGCUAGAGCUGGUGGGAGUCGGUCUGGUGGUCAGGCAUAA